Messenger RNA from Camellia sinensis, 843 nucleotides. Lineage: Eukaryota; Viridiplantae; Streptophyta; Magnoliopsida; Ericales; Theaceae. The record is from RefSeq and is a predicted model, not a curated record.
AUGACGCUCCAUGCUGAUGACGAAGCCCUCAUGUGUCGAAUAUUUCCAAGUAGCCUGGGACCACUAGCCGUGAAAUGGUACUAUAAACUAGAGUCGGCAUCGAUUCGGAACUUCCACCAACUCCAAAAGUCAUUUAGGGUGAGAUUCAUCAUUAAUGAGGUCCAGCCGAAGCAAGCCGACUCUCUCUGGGCUAUGCAAAUCAAACCGGAAGAUACUCUUCGCACAUACUGGGCCCGUUAUUGGGAGUGCUUUAAUCUGGUAAAUGAUGCUUACAAUGACUCUAUGGCCAUCACCGCCUUUAAGAUGGGAUUGCAUCCAAAUAGUCCCCUCCGCAGUUCAUUAACCAGGCGGCCGCCCAAAAUCGUCUGGGCAUUAAUGAAAAAGGUCGAAGAGUACUGCAAAGUUGAAAACGAUGCCCUGCGGGUUAAAGCCAGAUGUCAAACCGUUGAGGCGGCCACGUCAGGAAUUGUUCAGCCAAUUAGCGUCGUGCCAUCAAAAAGCCCAGAGCGGCGGAGCCAACCUAAACAAGAUAAAAGGCGUGAUACGCGCCGAUCACAUGAUCAUUGUUCACAUCGAGCUAAUGAACAUUAUCAAGUGGAUAACAGGUGCACAAGGCACUCAGGCAAGAAAUAUACAGAGCUAGCAGAGCCGAUCAGUAAGAUCCUGCCGAAAGUACAACAUCUUCCCUUCUUCAAGUGGCUGCCCAAGAUGAUGGGACCUUUCGAUGCGCGAAGACAAGAUAAACGGUGCGAAUAUCAUAAACACCAUGGUCACGACACCAAUAGUUGUUAUUCAUUGAAAGAUCACCUGGAAGAAUUGGUGCAACACGGUCGUCUUACGUAA